GCUCAUCAAUAAGCUGUAUCAGCCCAUCACGAAUCAUAUUGCAGAGAGCGAGAGCAGGACAGCCAGACUUCUAGUGCAUCAUCUCUGUGUGGGUGUGUGAGUGUGUUGGCGAGGGAGGAGGGGUGUGUCCUAGCGGGGAGCUUUUCUCUGUUGUAGUAACCAACUGCCAGCCUUUACUUCACUGCAGCAGGAGUCAGCCCCUUCAUUCUUAGUGAGCCAGACACACUAACCUGCCUGUCCCCUCCUCCUUUCUGCUCUCCUCCUGCAUAUUCAGCAGAGCUGCCCUCUUCUCCUCUUCAUCACUAUACCACUCCUGCAGCAUUGCUCUUUGCUUGAAGGGGACGUUGGCCUGCUCCUCGGCCGCUGAUUCUGCAUGACUGUCACAAAGCUGACUUCUCUGUGCUGAUGCAGGCGCUUCUGGGCUUUUUUACCCCCGAGUAUGACUUACAAGGCAUUCUUUCUACUGGAGACCACCAGUGUUCAACCCGCUUAAGAUGUCAUGGCGUCCAACCUACCGAAGCUCCAAGUUUCGAAACGUUUAUGGGAAAGUAGCCAACAGGGAGCACUGCUUCGACGGCAUCCCUAUCACCAAGAAUGUCCAUGACAACCACUUCUGCGCCGUCAACUCCAAGUUCCUGGCUGUCGUCACAGAAAGUGCUGGCGGAGGCUCCUUUAUUGUUAUACCCGUUUCCCAGUCAGGCCGUCUGGACUCUCACCACCCAAAGGUGUGUGGUCACCAAGGAAAUGUGCUGGACAUCAAGUGGAAUCCCUUCUUUGAAAACAUCGUAGCAUCCUGCUCGGAGGACACCUCGGUUAGAAUAUGGGAGAUCCCAGACGGUGGCUUGCGGCGCAACAUGAUGGAGGCAGUGCUGGAGUUGUACGGCCACAGCCGACGGGUGGGUCUGGUUGAGUGGCACCCAACCAGCAGUGGCAUCCUCUUCAGUGCUGGCUAUGAUUAUAAGAUCCUGAUCUGGAACCUGGAGAUCGGAGAGCCAGUGAAAAUGAUUGACUGCCACACCGACGUCAUCCUCAGCAUGUCCUUUAACACAGACGGCAGCCUGCUGGCCACCAGCUGCAAAGACAAGAUGCUGAGAGUCAUCGAGCCACGCUCUGGGAGAGUCCUACAGCAAGCCAGUUACAAGAACCACCGCGUGAACCGAGUUGUCUUCCUGGGUAACAUGAAGCGGUUGCUCACCACAGGGGUUUCUCGCUGGAACACCCGGCAGAUUGCUCUGUGGGAUCAGGAGGACUUGUCCAUGCCUAUUGUGGAGGAGGACAUAGAUGGACUAUCAGGACUGUUGUUUCCUUUCUAUGAUGCUGACACACACAUGCUGUACCUGGCAGGCAAGGGGGAUGGAAACAUCCGUUACUUUGAAAUCACCACCGAGAAGCCAUACAUCCAGUAUCUGAUGGAGUUCAGGUCGCCGGCCCCACAAAAAGGACUAGGUGUGAUGCCAAAGCAUGGGCUGGAUGUGGCGGCAUGUGAGGUCUUCCGCUUCUACAAACUGGUCACUCUGAAGGGUUUGAUUGAGCCCAUCUCCAUGAUUGUGCCUCGGCGGUCAGAUACGUACCAGGAGGACAUUUACCCGAUGACGUCUGGAACUGAACCCGCCCUGUCAGCCAGCGAGUGGCUGAGCGGGAUCAACAGAGACCCGGUUCUAAUGUCCUUGAAGGAGGGUUAUCAUCGGCCAAACCAGCUGGUGUUCAAGGCUCCAGUGAAGGAAAAGAAGAGUGCUGUGGUGAAUGGGAUCGACCUGCUGGAGAACGUUCCACCCAGGACAGAGAAUGAGCUUCUGCGGAUGUUCUUCCGGCAGCAAGAUGAGCUGCGGCGGCUGAAAGAGGAGCUGACGACGAAGGAUGUGCGAAUACGCCAGCUGGAGCUGGAACUCAACAACCUGAAGAAUGUUAGUCCCAACAACGUUUGACCUCUGAGCCUCCUGAACUGGCAAUGCUGCUUUCGUUUACUCCCGAUUCUGACCUCCAACCAGCUUUUGAGUCUCAAACACCUAGCUUUUUAUAAAAAAUAUACCACAAUCCUAACAACGUUCUGGCUGCGCUACACUACGUUAACCUGUUGGAACCUAGUGCAGCCGCUAGUGUAUUGUAGUAGUAUUAAUAACAAGUACUGAAGAAAAGGCAGAUCAGGCAUUUCCUGUUUAACGUUUGAUUGAUGACAUUUCCUGUUUAUUAUACCGUUGGGUGUGUCUGGUGUCAUGACCACAAACCUGAGCAUGUGUGUCACUAAGCUGCCCUGUUCACACGUGGCAAUGCCUUGAUGACAAUGCAAAAACACCCCAGACAUGUGCUUUAGUACCAACCACAUCACCUCUGGAUUAUUAUGUCAUGCUAAAAGCAAAGCUGGAACAUAAAAAGACUGGCUCCUAACUAUUUCCCUCCAAAGCCUUAGAGCGUGCUGCACCAUCACCUCAGAGAGGCAGGCGGGGCGUGGUUCUGCACCGGACAGCUGAGGACACCUUUGCAGAUGUGGAUCUUGUUAUUUUCUUUUUCCCCACCCACAAAUGUUGGCCGUGAACUGACUCUGCAACAUUAACGCAAAACCCUCCAAAUGCAGUCUUUUACCAAGAAGCGCGGAUAGUUAGCUUGUUUUUAUUAUCCUGUACUUAAAAAACGUGAAAGUAGCAUCAGCUCACAGAUGGUGGACUUGUGUUAUCCAAAUCUGAUCUGAAGGGAGGCAUUGUUGCCAUUUUUAGGGCUGAUUUAGAGAAUUCGAGGUCAUGUACAUUUUGCUUCUAUUUAUUUUGACACUUUACAUUUUUAACUAAUAACUUGCAUAUUUCUAAAUCCUGUUGUUUUGGUAAGACAUGGCUGCUUGAGUAAUGAUUGUGUUGCUCAGUAGAUGAUGUAAAAUUUGUGUGGAACAGCACAGUAAAUGGUAAUGUUUCCUGGAUUCAAACAUCAAAACUUCAAUUAAGUUAUGAAGUUGUUAUUAUUGCCUAUUUCUAGCAUUACAAACUGUAAUAAUAAUUGUUGUUUUAAGUAUUUUGCAAUACUGAAAUGUGGAUAACCUCUGAUUAGUGGUUUUGUAUGAAAGGUUUCUGGUUAUUUGCCUCUACUUCACAUGUACCUUUUGAUAAAUUAUGGUUUAAAUGAUUCUUUUUUUACAUUUAAGUGUAGAGGGCUUAAUUAGCACCAUAUUAACAGCUGGGUUUUCAAUGCAGGCCUAAUUACAUGCAUUCUUUCCUGAUCUUUUAUUUGGCUCCCUGCAAUCCAAGGCUGGAGAAAAGAAUCCACUAAAGGCCUUGCAAGAAGAUAAUUUGUAAGUAAAACUGUAAAGACUGAAGAUCACAAGUUUUCCUUUUUACAUAAAAGGAGAAUUAAAGAGCGUUUCUGUGUAAAAAUAAUAAAAGUUAUGAUUGUACAUGGCUUCCUGAACAGCCUCAGUUUGGAGACAUAUUGUUUGUAUGACUAGACUGAUAAGCUAAUGGCUAGUCUGGGUGCAGCCAUUAUAAAACCACUCAGCUGGUCCCUAAAAUAACCUUUUACACAAUUUACAACUGUAAAUGUUGCUAGCAGCAAAAGCCACAUCUCCAGCGCAUCUACAAGUGAAAGCAAACAGAAGUUCCUCAUAUUUCUACCCAGAUUAACAUUUAAUGUUAAACUGACUACAUGAGGGUUAAUACAAUGUUUGAAUGAACUGCUAGGAAGUAUUAGGGAUUUGAGCUGUUUUACAGGAAGCUGUCUACAACAGGCAUGAUUUAUAACCUUUACACAGAAACACACUUCAGAAUGACCAAAAUGUCUCCUUGAUGUCACGCUUAAGAGAAAAUCGGGAAAAACAAGCAUGUGAUUUUAAUGCAGAUAAAUGAUCAAAGUAAAUGUGUAUUUUUUUCAGGAAGUUAAAUAAAGGCUAAAGAAAAAGUAGGCAGCAGGAAAAAGGGUUUCCCCGACUGAUGUGUUUCAGUGAGAAACAGGAAGUUGCAGCGGAAGAACCUGUCAUGUUGGAAGAACAAAUGGAAAUGUGAGAUAAUUUGAAAGAAAUGCCAUUAAAAUUAUUCAAACUGCUUUUGAA
Messenger RNA from Nothobranchius furzeri (turquoise killifish), 4030 nucleotides. RefSeq names its product coronin, actin binding protein, 2Ba (gene coro2ba). The record is from RefSeq and is a predicted model, not a curated record. Gene Ontology annotation, molecular function: actin filament binding. Lineage: Eukaryota; Metazoa; Chordata; Actinopteri; Cyprinodontiformes; Nothobranchiidae.